AUGGGAGAGUCUUUUGCCAACCCGUCGUUGAGCACUCUCCCGGAGGAGUUUGAUAUCAUCGUCUGUGGUGGUGGAAGCUGUGGUUGUGUGGUGGCCGGCCGGCUGGCCAACUUGGACCACAACCUCAAGGUCCUCCUCAUCGAGGCUGGUGAGAGCAAUCUCAACAACCCAUGGGUAUACCGGCCGGGUAUCUACCCCCGGAACAUGAAGUUGGACUCGAAGACGGCCUCAUUUUAUGAAUCCCGUCCGUCCAAAUGGCUCGCCGGCCGAAAGGCGGUGGUGCCAUGCGCACACAUUCUCGGCGGUGGCUCGUCGAUCAACUUCAUGAUGUACACUCGCGCCUCGGCCUCGGAUUACGAUGACUUCCAGGCCAAGGGCUGGACCACCAAGGAGCUCCUUCCGCUCAUGAAGAAGCACGAGACGUACCAGCGGGCGUCCCACAACCGCAACAUCCACGGCUACGAGGGCCCCAUCAAGGUCUCGUUCGGCAACUACACAUACCCCAUCAAGGACGACUUCCUCCGGGCCGUCGAAACGCAGGGCAUCCCCGUCGUCGACGACCUGCAGGACCUCGUCACCGCCCACGGCGCCGAGCACUGGCUCAAGUGGAUCAACCGCGACACGGGCCGCAGGAGCGACAGCGCCCACGCCUACAUCCACUCGACCCGCGCCGUGCACCAAAAUCUGUACCUCGCCACCAACACAAAGGUCGAGAAGGUCGUCGUCGAGAACGGCCGCGCCGUCGCCGUCAAGACCGUCCCCACGAAGCCGUGCGGCGGCAUGCGCGAGGGCAAGACGUUCAAGGCCAAGAAGCAGAUCGUCGUGUCCGGCGGCACGCUGUCGUCGCCGCUCAUCCUCCAGCGCUCGGGCAUCGGUGACCCCAAGAAGCUGCGGGCUGCUGGCGUCAAGCCCAUCAUUGACCUGCCUGGUGUCGGUCUCAACUUCCAGGAUCACUACCUCACGUUCUCUACAUACCGCGCGAAGCCUGACGUGGAGAGUUUCGAUGACUUUAUCCGAGGCGACCCAGAAACCCAGAGGAAGGUAUACGAAGAGUGGAACCUCCGUGGCACCGGCCCCCUGGCCACGAACGGCAUCGAGGCGGGCGUCAAGAUCCGGCCGACGGCCGAGGAGCUCAAGGACUUUGAGCGGUGGCCCACGCCGCACUUCAAGGACGGCUGGAAGUCGUACUUUGAGAAGAAGCCCGACAAGCCCGUGAUGCACUACAGCGUCAUCAGCGGCUGGUUCGGCGACCACAUGCUCAUGCCCGCCGGCAAGUUCUUCACCAUGUUCCACUUCCUCGAGUACCCCUUCUCGCGCGGCUCCACGCACAUCAAGAGCCCCGACCCGUACGAGGCCCCUGACUUCGACACGGGCUUCAUGAACGACGAGCGGGAUAUGGUGCCCAUGGUCUGGGGAUACAUCAAGUCGCGUGAGACGGCUCGCCGCAUGGACGCGUACGCUGGUGAGGUUGAGGCUAUGCACCCCUUCUACGACUACGACUCGCCCGCCCGCGCCCACGACAUGGACCUCCUGACGACCAAGGCCUACGCCCUGCCCGGCAACCACUCGGCCGGCCUGGGCCACGGCAGCUGGUCGAGCCCGCUGACCGAGGCGGAGAAGAAGCCCAUCACGACCUACCUCAACUCGCACCACAAGGAGGUCCGCGACGAGCUGCAGUACAGCUCCAAGGACAUCGAGGCCAUCGAGGAGUGGGUCAAGCGCCACGUCGAGAGCACCUGGCACAGCCUGGGCACCUGCUCCAUGGCCCCCAAGGAGGGCAACAGCAUCGUCAAGCACGGCGUGCUCGACGAGCGCCUCAAUGUCCAUGGCGUCCAGGGCCUCAAGGUUGCCGAUCUUUCUAUCUGCCCUGACAACGUUGGCUGCAACACGUAUUCCACUGCCCUUCUCAUCGGUGAGAAGUGUGCCGUCCUCACCGGUGAGGACCUGGGCUACUCCGGCUCCGCUCUUGACAUGAAGGUUCCCGAGUACAACGUCCCCGGCGAGCUGAAGCACCCGCUUCGCCUGUAA
This is a messenger RNA of Diaporthe citri, 2028 nucleotides long. RefSeq lists its product as uncharacterized. The record is from RefSeq and is a predicted model, not a curated record. Gene Ontology annotation, molecular function: oxidoreductase activity, acting on CH-OH group of donors; flavin adenine dinucleotide binding. The coding region runs from base 1 to 2028 and encodes 675 amino acids. The transcript has 5 exons. Lineage: Eukaryota; Fungi; Ascomycota; Sordariomycetes; Diaporthales; Diaporthaceae.